AUGCUCCCGCUGCCAGCCUUACACUUGGUCGACUGGCUGUGGUGCCGACUGCCCGUGUCUCUGGAACAGAUGCCGCUCGACCACCUCGCAAUGGCCGUGCCCCCAACAUCAGACCUCCCGCAUGUGUGCUUUGCGGCACGCGUUGUGCAAAGCGCAGAUCCAUGGUUCGACUGUCAAGCUGCCAAAUUUGGCACCAAAGUAUGCUAUCAUGGCAGUCGAAUGGCAUCCUUUCACUCGAUUCUUCAAAACGGACUCCACGUCAUGAGCGGCACGCGGCACAUGAGCUCGGGCAACCUAUUUGGCGAUGGCAUCUACUUUGCAGAAAGCAUCCAUGUGGCAGCGAAUUUCGCGUCGCCGGCGGCUUCGGCGUGGGCCAAAAGUGCAAUCUUAACAAAGGCAGCCACGUGCUUGGUCGUGUGCGAAGUCAUUUGCGAUCCAUCCAGAAUGAAGCUGCUUCCAUCUGCAAAAGAGGACGGCGCUUACUACGUCGUCCAAGACGAGCGCUGCGUGCGGAUCACAAAGGAAACGCUUGCCCUCGGCAAAACUGCCAUUCCGUCGGGUAUGAACAACGCGCUGCUUGUGUACAAACCACGGAAGCGUUUACGCAAGAAACCCAACACCGAGAAACUCGAGCCACUCGUGGCAAAGCAAUUGGUCCAGAAGUGGCAGAACGAUGCCGCCAAGUGCUUCGUCGAGGCGGAUUUGUUCCUGCGAUGGCGCAACUCAACCCACGACGACCGCCAAGCAGCUCUCCAGGCGACGUGGGCGGUGGUGUUUAGCCACACGAGCGAAAAGUACCAUGUUCAGCAACCACCCGAGCACUACUCGUCCACGGAGCCGCUGCCCUCUUGCAGCAUUUCCAGUCUUUCUAGUCCCUGCUGUGAUGUCACCAAGAGCAAGAACUGGUGCGACCAAGGUGCUCACGAGCUAGCGCAGGACUGCACAGGCCCUCCCCGUGCGUCAGUCAACCGAAAGGUCACUUGGGUGCUACGAUUGAGGAAAGCGCCACCGGCAGAAGUCAUGCCCCAAAUGACCGUGAGCAAGCCUUUGGUCGCAAUUCCCCCAUUGACGUCAUCGCUUGAAUCUGAUGCGGUCGAGCCGGCGAUGGGAUGGAAACAGCGCAGUAGGUUCUCGAUCGAGAUGCGCCGCAAACUCGAAGCGCAUUUGAUGCAAAAGAUGGCGGGCAAUCUGUGGCACGACGAAGUGCGAUCGAUCUUGGCGCGACCUUUAGAUGCGACUGUGUUUGUAAAUCGAGUCGAGCAGCUCGACCAUGGCAAUACUUCGCAACGCUUCGUUGGGUUGGAGUGCCGCGGCCCGCGACUUGAAGGGCUCUAUCCCUAUUCAAACCACGCGCAUGGCUGUGCACGCAUGAUCUAUCGAUGCUACAAAAAGUCGUGCGACCGCCAGCGUAUGCAGAGUCAUCUGCGGCAACUCGUGGUGGCGACGCGGUUGCUACAAGACUUCUUCAGGUUCCGCGUGCACUGCCUGGUCAAGCGCCGACGAGUGCGUGCGGUACAAAGCAUUGUGGCGAGGAGGCUGCAAAGCCAGAUGCGGUCGUACUUGAAAGUGAAGCAAUCGUCGGCGCGGCAGAUUCAGUGCCGAUGGCGCCAAGCCCAGGCGAACAAGGUUCUCAUGCACAGACGUCGAGUACACCGAGCCGCCACCACCAUCCAUCGUGUUGGCAAACAGUUCGUGUGGAAUCAAAGACGGCGCAAUGUCCUGGCCGUGCGCAUACAAAGGUUUGGACGAGCUUGGCUGUGGCGACGUUGGCGUCGGCGAGCCGAAGCGUCUCGGAGGGAGGCCGAGAUGGAUCGGAUCAAGGCAUCAUCGAAAGCCGCCACGGCCGAAUGCAUGGCGUUCUUGAUGACGGCACAAGGGAAGGUGGACCUCAAGCGUGAACUAAGGCGCAUGAAGGAGAACGAGAAACUUGCCAAGAAACAGAUGCAUGUUGCAGCGCGCUCUGUCGUGAAGAAGGACGACCUGGAAACGAUGGCGAUUCGCCACAGCUUUGAAGCGUUCGACACGGAUGGUUCUGGAAGCAUCGAGUUGGACGAACUCCGUCUGCUGCUCUCUGAGCUGGGGAUUCCGAUAUCGGAACGAGAGCUCAUCGCGGGAUUUCAAGAAAUGGACACAGACGGAAGUGGUGCCAUCGACUUUGACGAGUUUGCAGCAUGGUGGAAGACUGGUCUCACGGCUGGGAAAGCCAAGACCCAAAUGAUCCUCCUGCGACUCAAAUUACGCGGCCAGAGCAUGGUCAAGCGCAUCACUGGAGCUGAAGCGCGAGCUCAAGCAGCCAAGCACAUUGUCAACCGCCGACGUUUCGAAGCCAUGAUGGCAGCGCGGGACGCAUUUCGCAAAGCGUACCCUCCCGUGAUCCAUUGUCACAUGUGUCAAGCUCCAUUUGGCCUCGAACGCGACUGGUUUCUCCACACUCGGCAUCAUUGCAAUGGCCGCGACGAGCUGCAGCAGUCGUCAACGCAUUAAGAAAGUUCCACACUCUCCACCAACGAUGCGUAGUUGGUAUCGGGUGAAUCGUCACAAGGGCAAGACGGGAGCUUGUAUGUGGACUUGCCACACCUUUCCG
This is a messenger RNA of Aphanomyces invadans, 2584 nucleotides long. RefSeq lists its product as hypothetical. NCBI's taxonomy places the organism in Eukaryota, Oomycota, Saprolegniomycetes, Saprolegniales, Verrucalvaceae. Gene Ontology annotation, molecular function: calcium ion binding; protein binding; NAD+ poly-ADP-ribosyltransferase activity. The record is from RefSeq and is a predicted model, not a curated record. The transcript has 17 exons. Bases 1 to 2484 code for a protein of 827 amino acids.